Didymodactylos carnosus is the source of this 258-nucleotide messenger RNA. NCBI's taxonomy places the organism in Eukaryota, Metazoa, Rotifera, Eurotatoria, Philodinida, Philodinidae. The record is from the annotation of a GenBank genome assembly.
AUGUCGCUGUUUAUAUUUAAUGACCCUGAUAAUUUUUGGAUGUGUCCAUUUGAUCCGAAUCAUAAAGUCUUGGCGAAAAGAUUUCAAUAUCAUUUGGUACGAUGUGCAAAAGCAAAUCCAACAAUACGAAGAGUGAAGUGUGUAUUUAAUGCUUCGCAUUUAAUGAGACCAGAUGAAUUAAUUAAACAUAUGUCUACUUGUCCGGAUAGUGCUGUUUUAAGCGGUUUAGCUAAACUUGGUAUGUACACAACUUUUUAG